AUCAGCUGAUUUGAGCGUCCCUAGAAGCCGGCGGAGGAGCUUGGCGAUUGACGCGAGGGCGCGCGGGGCUGCAGCGAUCCUGCGCCAUAGAAGCAUCAGCUGCCAAGUUUGUAUUUUGCUUCCAACUCAAUGGUGUUUAGAACUAUCCCGUUCCAUUCUCGGAGGAAUGAUUUUGUGAUGGAGUAUUCUUGCUGACUAAUGGACCCAAAGGAGAAAAGCUCAUCAGAGCAAGAAGGAACAAGAGAGAGGGGCCUGGUCUACACUUGGCAGGCUGGCAGCUGUUCACUGACGCCCGAAAGCCUCCCAGGUUGGAGUGGAAAGACGGUAUUGCAGGCAGCGCUUGGAACACACCAUGGCAUCCUUCUGUCAGAUGGUGGUGAGGUUUACAGCUUUGGCAAACUUCCCUGGAAAGCUGGGCUAGAAGACACCCGCAUCAGUUGCCCCGUCUUGGAAAAGGCUCUGAGCGGGCAACGCGUCCUCAGCGUGGCUGCCGGCAGCUUCCAUAACGGAGCGGUGACUGAGAAUGGUGGGGUGUACAUGUGGGGGGAGAAUUCCUCCGGCCAGUGCGCCGUGGCCGGUCAGGCGGCUGUCCCCGAACCGAACCCCGUCAGUAUUUCCGACUCUGAAACCAGCCCUUUGUUGCCGAUAAAGAUCUUACAGCUGGCGUGCGGGGAGGAGCACACCCUGGCGCUCUCCCUAAGCCGGGAGAUAUGGGCCUGGGGAAGCGGCUGCCAGCUGGGACUCAUCACCACCACUUUCCCAGUGACCAAGCCACAGAAAGUCGAGCACCUGGCCGGGCGGGUCGUGCUUCAGAUCGCUUGCGGGGCCUAUCACAGCCUGGCCCUUGUCCAGUGUCUCCCCAACCAAGACAUGAAGCCUAUCCCGGAGAGGUGCAACCACUGCAGCCAGCUACUGAUCACCAUGACAGACAAAGAAGACCACGUCAUCAUCUCAGAUAACCACUGCUGCCCUUUGGGAGUGGUUCUGGCCGACUCCCAAGCAGAAAACCACAUCUCCCCCUCAUUGGAAACACCUGACGGGAAGAGUGCAACGUGCAGCCAAGACGAAGACUGUCAGAAAGCCCUCGGGGAAGAACAGGCGCUUAGGGGCACGGAGUACGAUGAGGCAAGCGUGUGUUCCAACAGCGAUGGGCAGGAAGACAGUGGCAUUUCCAGCCCGGGGCAUCCCUUGGUAAUGGACAAAAUGGCAUCGAAGCAACACGCAGUGGUUCUUUCGGAUCCUUUGUCAGAUGAAAGUGGGGAGAAGCAAAUCAGCACGGAACUUGACCAGCAAUCUCAAGAAGAGGAACUCGUCGCUUGCUUACCUGGCCCAACUGGUCCCGGCACGUCUGCCCUGAACAGCCUGGUUGUCUCUUGCGCGUCAGCAGUCGGUGUGAGAGUAGCGGCCACCUAUGAAGCCUUGUCUCUGAAGAAGGUAAUUAACUUCUACGGCACGACCCCUGGUGAUGCAGCAUCUCCAUCCAGCGGCGGUUCUCCAGGCCCAGACGGGCCGAAAGAGAGCCGAGAGGAGCAGGUCAAGCUGGAGUCGAUGCAGGGUAAGAAGAGCUCCAGCCUGGUGGACAUUCGAGAAGAGGAGUCCGAAGGAGCCUGCCGAAGGCUUUCCUUACCUGGCUUGCUGUCCCAAGUUUCUCCGAGGCUCUUGAGGAAAGUAGGACGAGCUAAAAUGAGGACGGUGGCUCUCACGCCGACCUAUAGUGGUGAAGCAGAUGCGCUUCUCCCAUCCUUACGAACGGAGGUGUGGAGCUGGGGAAAGGGAAAAGCCGGACAGCUAGGACACGGCGAUGUCUUACCAAGGCUCCAACCACUAUGUGUAAAAAGUCUUGAUGGUAAGGAAGUAAUUCAUGUGUCUGCCGGUGGGCAUCAUUCCAUGGCACUCACUGCCAAGUCGCAGGUUUAUUCAUGGGGCAGUAAUACUUGUGGACAGCUUUGUCACUCGAAUUCUCCAACCACGGUCCCUCGUCUUGCAAAGGUAAACAGUGACCAAAACGUCUGGCAUAUAGUGGCAGGCCCAGAUUAUUCACUGUUUCUGGUAGAUGGAGAAGAUUUCCAGCCUUUAUUAUAUUAUAGUGGUCAAGGAGAAAGGAAGGAAGGUGACGUCUCAUUUGAAAAUGGCAGCUCAAAGAGUCCAACACUGUUGCUCUCAUGUAGUAAGCUAGGGUAUAUAAGCAGUGUGGCAGCAGGGGGAACGAACUGUUUGGCCUUGGUGGAUAAAAACAUUAUGGGCUACAUUGCCAGUCUGCAUGAGUUGGCUUCAACGGAAAGACAAUUCUACACAAAACUGAGUGCUAUAAAAUCACAAGUCCUCCGACCUCUCUUGGGAUUAGAUAACUUGGGCACCGUAUCAGCUAUCCAGCUCCUGCAGGAAAUGGCAAGCAUGUUCAGCAAGCUGUGUUACCUGACCGGCCAGCAUGGAGCCUCUCUGACCAGUUUUCUCCAGGGAUCAAAAGAGGCAAAGAACUUGGCUGUCGUGAAGCACUCAAGCCUUCUUUUAGAAAGUUACACUGAAUAUUGCACUUCCUUGACGAACUUUCUAGUGAUGGGUGGAUUUGCGCUUCUGUCCAAACCAGCAAUGGAUUUCUUAAGUAAAAACCCAGCAUUGCUCCAGGAUUUGUCGGAGACAAAUGAGGAAGCCCAGCCUUUGGUGGAGGUGCUGAACACUUUAUUUUUCUUGCCCGUCAGAAGACUUCAGAGUUAUUCUCGAGUUUUGCUAAAGCUGGCUACUUGUUUUGAAGUGACUUCUCCGGAAUACCAGAGCCUUCAGGAUUCCAGUUCUUGUUACGAAUCCCUGGCUGUCCAUCUUGGCAGGAAGAGAAAAGAAGCCGAGUACACCCUUAGCUUCUGGAAAACCUUUCCAGGGAAAAUGACAGACUCCUUGAGGAAACCAGAGCGGCGAUUGAUCUGUGAAAGCAGCAAUCGAGGGAUGUCUCUACAGCAUGCUGGGAGAUUCUCGGUGAACUGGUUCAUCCUCUUCAAUGACGCCUUGGUCCACGCCCAGUUCUCAACUCAUCACAUUUUCUCCUUGUCCACGCUGUGGGUAGAGCCUGUCUCUGAAGAGUCUGGUAAUACAAAUGGUUUGAGAAUCACCACACCCGAGGAGCAGUUCAUCCUUAUUUCAUCAACACCACAGGAAAAGACAAAGUGGCUGAGAGCUAUAAGUCAAGCAGUGGAUCAGGCCUUAAAAGGCACAACUGACUUGCCACCUUACGUGAGCAGUGGAAAUCUUCAGAGGCAAGAACCCCCCAUUUCCCGCAGCGCAAAAUACACUUUUUACAAGGAUCCUCGGCUCAAGGAUGCCACUUACAAUGGACGAUGGCUUUCUGGGAAACCACACGGAAGAGGAGUCUUAAAAUGGCCGGAUGGAAGGAUGUAUUCUGGCAUGUUCCGAAACGGCUUGGAAGAUGGGCAUGGUGAAUACAAAGUACCAAACAAAAUGUUGAACAAGAGCGACCACUAUGUUGGAUAUUGGAAGGAGGGCAAAAUGUGCGGCCAAGGAGUCUACAGCUAUGCCACUGGAGAAGUAUAUGAAGGGAGUUUCCAAGACAACAUGCGCCACAGGCACGGUCUCCUGCGCAGCGGGAAACUGACGUCUUCCUCUCCGAGCAUGUUCAUUGGUCAGUGGGUGAUGGAUAAGAAGACCGGAUAUGGAGUGUUUGAUGAUAUCACAAGGGGAGAAAAAUACAUGGGAAUGUGGCAAGAUGACCUUUGCCAAGGCAAUGGCGUUGUGGUGACCCAGUUUGGACUGUAUUAUGAAGGAGCCUUUAAUAGCAAUAAAAUGAUGGGGACUGGAGUCUUGCUUUCAGAAGACGAUACAGUGUACGAAGGGGAAUUUUCUGACAACUGGACCCUUAAUGGGAAGGGAACGCUGGCUUUGCCAAAUGGAGACUAUAUUGAAGGUACCUUCAGUGGAGAAUGGGGCUCUGGGAUAAAGAUUACUGGAACCUACUUCAAACCCAGUCUGUACGAUCAUGAGAAGGACCGACCCAAAGCUCUGCGGAAGCUCGGAGUCCUUGCCGUUCCUGCAGAUGAGAAGUGGAAGGCAGUGUUUGAAGAAUGCUGGCACCAGCUAGGCUGCGAGCAUCCUGGCCAAGGGGACCGGUGGAAAGCGUGGGACAACAUCGCGGUUGCCUUGACAACCAAUCGGCGUCAACACAAAGACAGUCCAGAACUUCUGAGUCGAUCGCACGCUCAAACACUGGAAAGUCUGGAAUUCAUCCCGCAGCAUGUUGGUGCCUUCACCCUGGAGAAAUAUGAGAACAUUAAGAAGUAUCUGAUAAAGGCAUGUGAUACCCCUUUACAUCCUUUGGGGAAACUUGUGGAGACCCUAGUGGCUGUAUACCGAAUGACCUACGUAGGGGUCGGAGCCAACCGGCGGCUGUUACAGGAAGCAGUCAGGGAAAUAAAAUCCUACCUCAAACGCAUAUUUCAGCUGAUCAGAUUCCUCUUCCCUGACCUCCCUGAAGAGGGCAGCACGAUUCCGCCUUUGGUAACCGAGACCAAGGGGAGGCGAUCCUUCUGCAGUGGAAAAAGCGACUCAAGGCCAGAGUCUCCAGAACCGGGCUAUGUGGUCACCAGCUCUGGGUUGCUGCUUCCUGUGUUGUUACCUCGGCUCUACCCUCCACUGUUUAUGCUGUACGCCUUGGACAAUGAACGAGAAGAAGAUGUAUAUUGGGAAUGUGUUCUGCGUCUAAACAAACAGCCCGACGUGGCUCUGUUGAGCUUUCUGGGAGUACAGAUGAAAUUUUGGCCAACAACUGUGCCCGUCCUUGGUGAAAAUAAAAAG
Gekko japonicus is the source of this 4800-nucleotide messenger RNA. It is a transcript of the gene ALS2, whose product is annotated as ALS2, alsin Rho guanine nucleotide exchange factor. The transcript has 30 exons. The record is from RefSeq and is a predicted model, not a curated record. Gene Ontology annotation, molecular function: guanyl-nucleotide exchange factor activity. The annotation marks the transcript as partial. NCBI's taxonomy places the organism in Eukaryota, Metazoa, Chordata, Lepidosauria, Squamata, Gekkonidae.